Molecule: messenger RNA, 551 nt
Organism: Medioppia subpectinata
Lineage: Eukaryota; Metazoa; Arthropoda; Arachnida; Sarcoptiformes; Oppiidae
Source: the annotation of a GenBank genome assembly
UUUUGGACAAGUUUUCCUGGUUGUUGCGAGAGUCGGGAUAUAUGCACAUCCAGUCCACUAAACCAGACACAGUGGGCGCCGCACUCGUCGACAGUCCCGUCGGUUUGGCCGCGUAUUUGUUGGAAAAGUUCUCGACGUGGACUAACCCGGACUACGUGACCAAAUCGGACGGCGCGCUCACCCAGAAAUUCACCAUGGACGAGCUGUUGACAAACGUUAUGAUCUAUUGGACAUCGAAUAACGUGGCGUCCAGUAUGCGCUUUUAUAAGGAAACUAUGGCCAAGUUUUACGAACUACAACUCGAUCAGAUACCGGUGUCGGAGUCGGUGCCGGCGGCUGUGGCCGACUUUCCCCAUGAGUUAAUGCGAGGGUCUCGAGCCCUGAACGCCUACCAGUACCGUAACCUCGUUCAGUACACAGAUAUGCCCAGAGGCGGCCAUUUCGGGGCCUUUGAAGAGCCAAAACUCAUGUCCGACGAUAUCAAGUCUUUUGCCCGAAAAGUGUUGGAUUUGGAGGCCAUCGAGAGGUCUAAACAGAAGACUACGAAAUAA